Molecule: messenger RNA, 1382 nt
Organism: Paramecium pentaurelia
Lineage: Eukaryota; Ciliophora; Oligohymenophorea; Peniculida; Parameciidae
Source: the annotation of a GenBank genome assembly
AUGAAUCCAUAAAUGUUAAACAAAUCUAUAUCCACAAAGUCAACAAUUUAGAAACCAGUCUUCAAAAAUAUUUUGCUAGAAAAGUGGGAUGAAAGAGAGUAGAGAUUGAUAAAGACUGAAAUUGUGAUUACAAUUACAAAAGAUAAUUAAAUCAUGUACUUCUCUAAUGGAAGAUUAUUGAGAAUGUAAAUGACUAUUUAUUACGUUAAAAAGUGAAUCAAUUUAAGAAGAUUUCAAGGUCCAAUAAAUAUUCACAAAUAUAGAAUAAGUCAAACACUUUUAAUGGUAAGGUGAAUUUGAGCAAAACAAUAAAAAAAUAGGUAAGUGGAUAGCUAAAUGGAAUGGAAAAGUUCUUUAAGAUGUUGGUGGGUACUACUCAAAUGGAUUAAAGUAUGGGCUAUGGAAAGAACCAAUUUAGAAUUAUUGGAAGUAAAUACUAAUUAAAUGAUAAUUAUAAAUAGCAAAGCAUAAGUAUUUGAAGUUGGAUAAUAUAUAAAUGGUUAGAAAAGAGGGGUUUGGAUGUAUAUUUACAAUAAAAAAAAAUUGUAUUUAUUUUAUAAAUUAAUAGAAAUGGUGGAUAAUACAAUGAACAAGGUUAAAAAAAUGGUAAAUGGAGAGACCUAAGUGAUGGGUUUCAUGAGAAAUCUCAAGUCAUUUAUGAUGGUGAAUAUAUUAAUGGUUAAAAAGUUGGUAAAUGGGAUAUUUAUUUUCAAGACCAUUAUGAGAACAAACCUAAAUUAAUGUAAAAUUAUUAUUAAAUAUUAUGCGGAUUAUUUUAGUGGUGGCGGAUUAUAUAAUGAAACUGGUCAGGGAUAUAAAAAUGGUAGAUGGAUUGAGUUAAGUCAUGAAUUUAGAAGGACUUCUUAAAUCACUUUUGAUGGUUAAUAUAUAAAUGAUAAGAAAGUUGGUAGAUGGGAUAUUUAUUGGAAUUAAUAUGGAAAUAAUUAUAAGAUGUAAAUAAAAUAUGAAAUAUUUUAGUGGAGGUGGAUCGUAUGAUCAAUCAGGAAAUGAAGUUAAGAUUAAUGGAUGGAUUGAAUUGAGAGAAGGGUUUACUGAAGAAUCUAAAAUCACGUAUCAUGGUGAAUAUCAAAAUGGUAAAUAGAUUGGUAGAUGGGAUGUUUUGUAUCGUGGAAAAAAAAUGUAGAAUUAUUUUACUAAAUAUUUAUGUUCAUUUUUCUAGUGGUGGCGGAUUAUAUGAUUAGAGUGGUGAUGGAUGUAAAACUGGAAAUUGGAUUGAGUCAUCCGAUUUAUUUAAAGGAAGUUCGUAAGUCACGUAUAGAGGUUAAUAUAAAAAUGGUAAGAAAGUUGGUAAAUGGGUAAAAAUAACCGAAACCUCAUUUUCUCAGUAAAUAAAACAAAAUGAAAUUCUUUAUGAUUAUUGA